This is a messenger RNA of Zygotorulaspora mrakii, 639 nucleotides long. It is a transcript of the gene ERP4, whose product is annotated as Erp4p. Bases 1 to 639 code for a protein of 212 amino acids. Gene Ontology annotation, biological process: endoplasmic reticulum to Golgi vesicle-mediated transport; intracellular protein transport; Golgi organization. The transcript has a single exon. NCBI's taxonomy places the organism in Eukaryota, Fungi, Ascomycota, Saccharomycetes, Saccharomycetales, Saccharomycetaceae. Gene Ontology annotation, cellular component: Golgi apparatus; endoplasmic reticulum-Golgi intermediate compartment; COPII-coated ER to Golgi transport vesicle. The record is from RefSeq and is a predicted model, not a curated record.
AUGACAUCUCUUUCUUACUCUAUAAUUGCUGCAAUUCUCCUUUGUGUGCCUAAUUUAGUUCAGGCCGCUAGUUCGAAUUAUGCACCAGUAGCAAUUAAUCUUCCCGCCUUCAGCAAGGAAUGCCUAUACUUUGAUCUGGUGUCACACGAUGACUCUUUGGUUGUCAGCUAUCAAGUCUUGGCUGGUGGUAACUUUGAAGUUGACUUCCAGAUAACUGCACCAGACGGAACAGAAAUUGUGAAUGAGAAGCAGAAAAAGUUCUCUGACUUUCUAGUGAGAUCAUAUGGUUUGGGACAAUAUGAAUUCUGUUUCAGUAAUACCUACGGAACUGCUUUGAAAAAAAUAGAAAUUGUAUUAGAAUUAGAAAAGGGUAGUAUCGCCAGUGAAGGUGAAGAAUCCCCUGAAGAUAUUAUUGCCAGUAACUCAAUUGAAGAGAUUGAUAGAAGUCUUUUGAUGAUCACCAAAACAAUGAGUAAUCUAAGAGGAAGGGAGCAUAGGAAUAAAUCUACUGUCGAAUCUACUGGGUCAAGACUCACUUGGCUAUCUUUGCUAAUAAUGGGUGUUACCGUUGGAAUCAGCGUCUUACAGGCACUGAUUAUUCAAUUCUUUUUCCAGAGUCGUUCAAGGAAUUACGUAUGA